AUGGAGAAGCAGGACAUUAGUGUGUCGGAAGACGCCAAGGAGCUGGAGGAGGUCUUGUCGACGUAUACCGCAGAUCCAGAGGCAGAAAGGAGGCUGCUACGAAGUAUCGAUCGUCGCAUUGUACCCGCGUCUAUGGUCAUCUACUUGCUAUGCUCUCUGGACCGUUCGAACAUCGGGAACGCGAAGAUCCUCAACAGCAACACGGGACAUUCCCUUCUGCAGAGCCUGAACAUGUCCAACCAGCAGUACCUCGUCGCGCUCAUGAUCUUCUACGUCUCCUACACCGUCUUCGAGACGCCCUCCAACUACAUGCUCAAGAAGUUCCGCCCCUCGCGCUGGAUCGCGUUCCUCAUGUUCGCUUGGGGCGCCAUGACCAUGAUCCUCGGCGGCGUGCACAACUUUGGCGGGCUCAUUGCCGUCCGCUUCCUCCUGGGCGUCUUCGAGGCCGGGCUGUUCCCGGGCAUGGUCUACGUCCUGACGUUCUGGUACCGGCCCGAGGAACGCGCGUUGCGCAUCGCACUCAUCCUCGCGAGCGCGACGCUCGGGGGCGCGUUUGGCGGCGCGAUCGCGUAUGGGGUGGGCAAGCUGGACAGCGCGCACGGCAUCGAGGCGUGGCGCUACCUGUUCAUCAUCGAGGGCGCGCCGUCGUGCGCUGGCGCGGUUCUCGUCUGGUUCUUCUUCCCGGACUAUCCCGAGACCGUGCGCUGGCUGUCGGUCGGGCAGCGCGAGCUCGCGGUGGCGAGGUUGAAGGGCGUGGCGUCGCUGGGGCACUAUAGGAUUACGUGGGAGGAGGCGAAGGAGACGCUGCGCGAUUACAGGCUGUACGUGCACUAUCUGACGUACAUCACGAUCUCGGUGCCGUUCUCGAGCAUGUCGCUGUUCUCGCCGACGAUCGUGGCGGGGUUGGGGUACGAGGGGCUGAACGCGCAGCUGUUCACCGUCCCGCCGUACGCGAUCGCGUUCGUGAUCACUGUCGCGGUUGCGUGGGUAUCGGACAGGUACGAGGUUCGCGCCUUGGGGUGCUCGAUCUCGAUGUUCAUUGCGGGGGCUUGCUUCGUGGUCGAGGGCGCUCUCCCUGCGGAGUCGUUUAAGCUUCGUUAUGCAUUCUUCAUCAUCGCGCUAUCGUUUGCCUUUGCGUGUAUACCGCCGCUCCUGAGCUGGCUGACCGCGAACCUGCGGAGUACCGGCGCCUCGACCCUCGCGGUGCCCUUGAAUGUCUCCAUUGGCCAAAUAGGCCAAAUCAUUGGUGUUUACAUCUAUAAGGCGAACGAGUCGCCAGGGUACCCUACCGGACACUACACCAACGCUGGGUUUCUGCUUGUCGGUGGACUCGCCGUACUGGGGCUUCGGGUUCUGUAUGUCCGACGCAACAAAAGGUUAGAGCCAGGAGCGAGACAAUGGCGACUGUAG
Dichomitus squalens LYAD-421 SS1 is the source of this 1410-nucleotide messenger RNA. RefSeq names its product MFS transporter. Lineage: Eukaryota; Fungi; Basidiomycota; Agaricomycetes; Polyporales; Polyporaceae. The record is from RefSeq and is a predicted model, not a curated record. The transcript has 5 exons. Gene Ontology annotation, molecular function: transmembrane transporter activity. Gene Ontology annotation, biological process: transmembrane transport. Bases 1 to 1410 code for a protein of 469 amino acids. Gene Ontology annotation, cellular component: membrane.